AUGUCGUCCUGCGAUCUAGGAUCUGAAUUCCGAUCCGGGACCUCGACGCUCUCUACUCAGGCUUUCAGCCUCGUCAACGACGACUCCGACGACGAGAUUGUCUUCGAUAUUUCUUCGGGAUCCCAUUCCUCAGAAGAAAUCUCGACAGAGAGUAGCUUGGACUCCGAUGAAGAGGACUUUGUGGUCCUCAGCAGGCCACUUUUACUUCCUAGUCGCAGCGCUACCCCCAAUCCUCCGCAGCUCCGUGUAUCUCUACCUUCUAGCAGUCCUUCAGGACUUACCUCGGAUUUUGCGCGGCUUUCUAUGAACAGUAAAUCUCUAAAGACAUUAAAGAACGUCGCUACCCCCGUCAUAGACGACGACUCUCCUCCUUUGACGCCUGUAGAUUUCAGGAUGUCCAAGAACCAUAGGGCUGGAUGCAGGGUCGGGGAUGAAGCUCCGGUGGUUGGUCUUGGAUUUCGCCCAAUUGUCGAUGAUAUCUCGGAAAGCAACUUUUCGACUGACUACGAACAGGAGGCCGAUGAUUCUUAUGUAUAUGAAGAAGCUAAGAAAUACGUCACUUCUUUCCUCCAGAACCCUUCUGCAUACUGUGAAUCCUCGUCCCGACUCACCCUCUUACAAUCUUUGAUCAUCGAGCUUGGUUUAUCAAGCUCGUCACUGCCUAUGUCCCUGCACGCUGCACAGGCAGUGCUCAAAUCGCAAGCCUUCCUCAAUAUUCGAGAAUAUCUUGCUGUCCGGGACAAGGGACCAGAUGCUGUGAAGCAAGUCAUGUAUCCCAGCCGCUCAGCACUGAUCAAAUCGAUUCGCAAGCAGCCACGUAACCGUGCUUCCAUCAGCUGGGUUAAAGAACAUGGUCUGCAGGUCCUGCUGGUUACUGCCUAUCAUCAUUAG
Molecule: messenger RNA, 891 nt
Organism: Lentinula edodes (shiitake mushroom)
Lineage: Eukaryota; Fungi; Basidiomycota; Agaricomycetes; Agaricales; Omphalotaceae
Exons: 2
Coding region: 1-891 (296 amino acids)
Source: RefSeq, a predicted model, not a curated record